Cooperia oncophora is the source of this 216-nucleotide messenger RNA. The record is from the annotation of a GenBank genome assembly. Lineage: Eukaryota; Metazoa; Nematoda; Chromadorea; Rhabditida; Trichostrongylidae.
AUGACGAUCGCAUCAAGCAUCUUGGAUACCGUAUACGUCUACCACUUCGGAGCUAAUUUCCUUGUCGAAUUGCAUGUGGUGAUGGAUCGUGAAAUCAGUUUGUGUGAAGCACACGAUGUGUCCGAGACUUUGCAAGCAAAGCUCGAACAACUCACUUUUGUAGAACGAGCUUUCGUCCAUUGUGAUUACGAGUUUGAUGGUGAUGAGCACGUCUGA